UGUAGCAACUGACCUCCUAGGAGCGCCUGCUUGCACCUUGGUGAGCUUUGGGUUGAAGUGAGGACUGGGGCUGAGACAGGCACCCUCAGCUGAAGGAGGCACAGGAUCUGUGAAUUGUCAUGGAGGCAGCAAAAUGGGGCAGCAUUUGGCUGGGGCGUCAGACAAUCCCGGAUUCCAAUCCUGGCUCUGCCGAUUCCCAGCUGUGUGACCUGGCAGUUACUUGACCUUGGCGAGCCUCCGUUUCUUCUCUUUGGAAUGGGGAGGAUGUUAGAAUGCUCACUUCUAGGAGCCGCUGCGAGAACCGAAGGGGACCUGUAAAGGCACUCAGCCCGCAAUCAGCACUCAAAGGACGCUGUGAUUACUGGUGUCAGUGUUGUCAACGCUUUUGCGAAGGCUCUCGGGGCCAGGGUCCCAGGCCCGCGCAUGCGCACGCGCACCCCGCUGGCCAGGUUCACAAUAAAGGUGCUAAGAAGGAGAAUGUAAGACAGGAAAAUAAUUAAAUAUUUUUACUGAGUGCAUGAGAGUUCCAUGUGCUCUACAUCCUUGUCAACACUUGGUGUGGUCAGUCUAAAAUUUUAAUUUUAGCCGCUCUUAAAGUCUCUUUAACAGGCCACUUUUAAGAGGAGGUGUCUUGUAUACCCUGUGGAGCACAAUGGAUCAUUCAGGGGCAAUAGACACCGAGGAUGAAUUGGGAUCUUUAGCCCAUCUUGCUCCAAGUCCUCAAAGUGAAGCUGUUGCUCAUGAAUUCCAGGAACUCUCCUUGCAGUCCAGUCAACACUUACCCCCUCUGAAUGAAAGGAAGAAUGUGCUCCAGCUGAGGCUGCAACAAAGAAGGACGAGAGAACAACUAGUGGACCAGGGCAUCAUGCCACCUUUGAAGAGCCCAGCGGCAUUCCAUGAACAGAUAAAAAGCUUGGAACGAGCCAGAACUGAAAACUUUUUGAAGCACAAGAUUCGGAGCCGACCAGAUCGUUCUGAACUUGUCAGGAUGCACAUUUUAGAAGAAACAUUUGCGGAGCCAUCCCUGCAGGCUACUCAGAUGAAGUUGAAAAGAGCUCGACUAGCCGAUGAUCUGAAUGAAAAGAUUGCUCAAAGACCUGGUCCUAUGGAACUGGUAGAGAAAAACAUCCUUCCUGUGGACUCCAGCGUUAAGGAAGCAAUUAUAGGCGUUGGGAAGGAGGGCUAUCCCCAAACUCAGGGUGAUUUCUCAUUUGAUGAAGACAGCAGUGACGCCUUGUCUCCGGACCAGCCAGCUAGCCAGGAGUCACAGGGGUCGGCCGCAUCCCCAAGUGAGCCAAAAGUCAGUGAAUCGCCAUCUCCUGUGACCACGAACACUCCAGCCCAGUUUACUUCAGUGUCCCCAGCAGUUCCUGAAUUCUUGAAAACUCCUCCUGCGGAUCAGCCUCCCACGAGGUCCACAGCUCCUGCCCUCCCCACAAGCACUGUGUCCUCAGCAAAGCCUGGGCCAACACUGGUAAAGCAAAGCCAUCCCAAGAAUCCAAACGACAAACACCGUAGCAAAAAGUGCAAAGAUCCCAAACCACGGGUAAAGAAGUUGAAGUACCACCAAUACAUUCCACCGGAUCAGAAAGGUGAGAAGAACGAGCCGCAAAUGGACUCCAACUAUGCCCGCCUCCUCCAGCAACAGCAACUGUUCCUGCAGCUGCAGAUCCUGAGCCAACAGCAGCAACACUACAACUACCAGACUAUCCUGCCUGCUCCACUCAAGCCACACAAUGACAAAAGUAACAACAGUGGGAAUUCAGCUUUGAACAGUACCACACCUAACACACCAAGACAGAACACAUCUGCUCCUGUGAGGAAGCCAGGACCACUGCCUCCUAGCUUGGAUGAGUUAAAGGUAUCGGAACUCAAGACAGAACUGAAGUUAAGGGGUCUGCCAGUAUCGGGCACCAAACCCAACCUCAUCGAACGCCUGAAACCCUACCAGGAGUUGAACAGCAGUGGCCUUGCUGCAGGUGGCAUUAUGGCAGUGUCAACCUCUGCCAUCAUCACCAGUAACCCAGAAGUCACCAUGGCCUUGCCAGUUACAACACUACAUAAUGCUGUGACUAGCUCAGUCUCCACUUUCAAGACAGAAUUGUCAUCUGCUGGAACCAGCAACUUGGCCCCUGCUGACAGUGUUAAUUCUCCUCUGCCAGUCUCGCCGUCUCCCUCUGAACAGUCCAGUCUUGGUACCGAUGACACAAACGUGGCAGACACUUUCACUGAGAUUAUGACCAUGAUGUCUCCUUCACAGUUCUUGUGUUCAUCUCCUUUGAGAAUGACAAAGACUGAAGACAGCUUAAGUCCCACCAGCAGCACUCUGUCUAGUCUGGAACUGGAUGCAGCAGAAAAGGAUCGCAAACUCCAGGAGAAAGAGAAGCAGAUCGAAGAGCUAAAGAGGAAACUGGAACAAGAGCAGAAGCUUGUGGAAGUACUGAAAAUGCAACUUGAGGUUGAAAAACGGGGCCAGCAGCAGCGGCCACUGGAACCCCAGCCUAGCACUCCAGCUAAUUCUGCCAAGAAGUUAGAUCAAAAACAUGGCAACAUUGGUUCCACUGUCAAAGAUGAGACUUCGCUCACUGACUGCUCCAGCUCAAGGCAACCCAUCCCUGUAGCCAGCCAUUCUGUAGGCCAGCCUGUCCCUACAGGCAGCCAGACCCUUGUUGCCAAAAAGGCUGUAGUUAUCAAGCAAGAGGUACCUGUGGCUCAAGCAGAGCAGCAGAGCAUCGUCUCACAGUUUUAUGUGAGUUCCCAGGGACAGCCGCCACCUGCCGUUGUUGCUCAGCCUCAGGCUUUACUGACCACGCAAACUGCUCAGCUGCUGCUCCCCGUGUCCAUCCAGGGCUCAAAUGUCACUUCAAUGCAGCUCCCUGUAGGCAGCCUCAAGCUCCAGACUCCACCACAAGCAGGCAUCCAGACUCAGCCUCAGAUAGCAACUCCUGCACAGCUGUCACCUGCUCCUGCCCUGUCCUCAGGCCUGGCCCAGACCAUACCUCAGAAACAAGACACUUUGACGCAGCAUGUUCUCAGUCAGCCUCAACAAGGCAGAAAGAUUUUCACAAACUCAGCAUCAAAUACAGUCCCGUAUCAGAGACCACCUGCUCCAGCAAUCCAGCAGCCAUUUAUUAAUAAGACAUCCAACAGCAUUCUUCAGUCCAGAAAUGCUCCGCUUCCAUCAGUGCAAAAUGGACCCAAUACUCCCAACAAGCACUCGCUGUUUGGUAGCCCAGUCACCAAAACAAAAGACCCUCCCCGCUACGAGGAGGCCAUCAAGCAGACUCGCAGCGCACAGUCUUCCCUUCCAGAGAUUUCCAGUGCACACAGUCAGCAGAUGGACGACCUCUUCGAUAUCCUCAUUAAGAGUGGAGAGAUUUCCCUCCCUAUAAAAGAAGAGCCAUCUCCUAUUUCCAAAAUGAGACCAGUAACAGCCAGUAUCACUACAAUGCCAGUUAAUACAGUCGUGUCCCGGCCACCACCCCAAGUCCAAAUGGCGCCACCUCUAGCCUUAGAACCUAUGAGCAGUUUAGCUGCCAGCUUAGAGAGCCAACUAGAAGCCUUCUUGGAUGGAACUUUACCUUCAGCCAAUGAAAUUGCUCCACUGCAAAGCAGCAGUGAAGAGAGAGAGUCCUUCUCUCUGAUCGAGGAUCUCCAGAAUGAUCUGCUGAGUCACUCAAGCGUUCUGGACCAUUCACACUCACCCAUGGAAACUUCCGAGGCCCAGUUUGCUGCAACUACUUCCUGUCUGUCACUUGACCUUUCUGACACAAACUUGGACAACAUGGAGUGGUUAGACAUUACUAUGCCUAACCCGUCAUCAGGACUCACUCCUCUCAGCGCCACUGCUCCAAGUAUGUUUUCUGCUGACUUUCUAGAUCCACAAGACCUACCGUUGCCAUGGGACUAAGGUCACAGAUUUCUGGGCUCAGAGUUCAGGAGGUUUAAGAACAUGAAAAUGAUUCUAAAAGGUCCAUAUUUAGAGAUAGAUCCACAGUUGCAUUGUUGCAAUUAAAAUAGGUUGCCACAGAAAGAAUGGAUAGAAGGCCAUAGCAUGGAAACCAAGUCUGAAAACCUUUCAUUGCAUUCCGCAGUGAAUUUCUAUCAUUUAUAUAUAGCACAGGGCCUUUUGAAAAAUACACUAGUCAAGAAAGACUCAUCUUUUGCUCCAGACUUCAGUAAAGAAUGAAAAAACUUUUAGAUAAAAAUGUAAAGAAGAGUAAUGUAUGCAGGAAAAUGCCAUUAGGAUUCUCUGGUGAUCAACUACAUUUAAACCUCUGUGGUCACUUUAAGACCCUAAACAAAAGGCAGACAGCUCCACUGAAGAAGUGAGGCCGAUGGGAGGGAGGUUAAGAUCAUUAUCCUUCGUGUUGCCUAAAGGUGGCCUGAGCCGAGUGCAUGCCACAGUGGGGAGCACUGGCCAUUUGGGGGAAGUGACACUUGUAGCUGAAGACUUUUGGUUCCAUCCAGAAGCCUAUGUAAUUUUUUUGUGUUGUAGUUUAUUUUGUGAUUUUGGGAAUCUUACUUUAGAUUUCCAAAUUUAAAUUUAAAUGGAAGAUAUUUCAAUAUAACCAGAAGAUAUCUAUAAAAUAGUCAUAAACAAUCAACUGUAAAAUGUCCAGGUAUACUGAUUAACACUGAAGAUUCUACGAGCAACCCUUUGGGUUGAUUAUAUUGAUUUUAAUGUGUAUAUUUGACAUUUGUAUAUACACUCUGACCUUGUGAUUUGUACAGCCUACAUUGGAGUAAGGAAAUAGGUAUCCAAUGAUCCUACUUCUUUUAAUAAUUUGAAUAAUUAUUCUAGAGUACUUGAGCCACAUGUAUUUCUGUAUUUAAAGAAUUGUUGACUAAUUUUCAGGUAACCAGACCCAUCUCAAAGAAUCAAGAAAAGGCUUUAGCCCAAAAUUCUGUCUGAGCUGGUGAGUUGCAAUAGAAGACAGGGGGAAAGCCUGACACUAGGACUUUCCCAGGUGUUGCAGAUUCGACAGUGCCCCAGGCCAGCCUCCAGAGCCCAGGCCUGGCUAUCCCUCUUCUCUGCAGCUAAUCCCUGGUUAUUGUUUUACAGGCUUGUAACUGGAUGGCACACCUGAGCUCUCAUUUUAUUAUCAAGCCUGAGAUUGAAAAACUGGAGGUUUUAUUAGUUUUAUAUAUAGAAAAAAAGUUACUACAUAUUUUACCAUGUAGUUUCUUCAGAAUUUUCUAAAAUGCCAACUAUUAUGGGAUGUCCGAAAUUAAUUCAAGGUAUUUAAGUAUAUGACAAAAUGUAAAUAACCAAAAAAAAAUCCCUAAAAUCUACCACAACCACAAAAGGCUGGGAAUUUCUAUUAAAUAAUAUUAUGUGCCCUCCACCUCACCCUUGUGUAAAUCCUAGGGUCAGGUUGGUUGAUUUCCGUGGUUCCUUUAAUGAUGACUGUUCUCCUCGUGAUAUGCAGGAAGGUAGCCUGACCCAUAAUUUGGAAAGAAUUUGUGAAUCAUUUCUGGGGUUGUGUUUUGCCUAAGUGCUGAUCUUAUCUCAGUUGUUUUUGUUUGUUUGUUUCUGUCCACCACCACCCCUAACCCCUGGGUAUAAAUUUUAUUCCGUGUAAGAAAGUCUGGUUUUCCAGCAUUCAGUCAACCAGAACACUGGAGCCCUCUGUUAACUGGCACUUCCUAACUUGAAAGCUCUAAAAGUGCUGACAUGCCUUCUGCAUCAUUCGAGGCUGUGAGACUAGUGUUUGCCUUUAGAAAUUGUUAGUCCAGUGUAUGAGAUACAGUAACUUUCUGUUAACCAGAACCAUCAUCAUCUGACCAAACCCAACAAGAGUUUCCUGUAUUGAAUGUGAUGAGAAUCCUUGGGUCAGGUUCCAUGGAGAGAGAAGGGGUCUCACUCCAGGGCAGGGGUGUUUACUUAAGAAGGUACUUUCUUAUGGGAGGUCUUGGUCUUGGGUUUUCUGCUGAGGAUUCUUUUCUGGGGUUUCUCAUGUCCAUACUUAAACUCUGAGCAUCAUCUUCAUUCAGAUCUGAAUGGCUUAUUAGUUAUUAGUGGGAAUGUAGCAGGUAGUUGAACAACUAGUGCUGUUAAAUCUUGUUGAGUAACUUACAUCUCCAUGGUCCUGGGUUGUAUACACAUAUAGUUUUCUAGCCCUUAGGUCCCUUUAUUGCUUUUUAAAAAGGGUUGAAACUUGUCACAGGAAGGUUGCUCUCCAAAAAUACCCAAUGCAGUGCAAAGAAUAUUAUCUCAUUGGCCUGUUCUCUUUUGGCUAUGAAUUGCUAAUGUGCCCACUUCACCUAUAUGCUCAGUCCUUUAUGUACCAAUAUUUAAUUUUUAAAAAGGCAAAGAGUCUUGAAUUAUUAGUUCUAUAAGCCAUCCCACUUGCACCAUUCCACUUGGCCUCCGCUCAGGGCUUGGGAAGCAAGCCAGGCAUCUGUGACAAAAGUGCUGCUCUCCAGGAUAUUACCUACAUGUUCCAGUUUGGAGUGAAUAUACUGAGAAUGUGCAGCCUGUGAUAUGACCAAAGAUGAUACUCUAUAGUCAAGGCCCCUUUGACCUGACUCAGUGUAUAUAAUCGUAACUGUAUGUUUACUAAAGAAAACUAUUGUCGUCUGAGGUUGGUUUCACAGCCAUUGAAGCACAGGUCAAAACAGCCUGGUUGAACUUUCAAUAUGCAUGUGAGUAGUUUAGAAGUGGUACUGUUGUAUAUCAUAUCGUAGAAUCAUACAUUGCCAAGAAAAUAACUCCUAGAAAUGUACUCUCAUAUCCAAGGCUUAUUUUCAUAUAUAUUCUGGAAACACAGUAGUAUCAUCCUAAACUUUCUACUAUAUAUAGGUAUCAAAUCAUGUUAUUGGGGGUGGGGUGGAUAAGAAGAGAUAUACCAAAGCUUCUCUAAAGCCUUGGAAGUCUAGGAGUAUGUGGUCCUCUUGUACAUUUCAGCAAAGCACCUACUAGGAAACCUCUUAGGACAGUGUUCUGAGUCUUGUGUUUUUCCUGAAAUGCGCAAUCUACUGUAUAGUAUUUGCCACUUAUUUGUACAAUGAUGUGUUCUAGGUUCUUGGAAUUUCUUGCUCAGAUACUCUUGUGUUUGUUUUAUAUGGAUAUUUUUGUAAUACUAAAGAGAUCUUAUUUUAAAAUGCAUGGUUCUGUGAUCAGCACCAUGACACUUUUUGAGUUUUUAACUCUAGUUUAAGAACAGUGGCAAAGACGGUCUGGUGUUGACUCCAAGCUGCUACCUACCGAAGGUAAAGUCAUGGCCAUAAAAUAGUGCAACCAGAGUGUGCAGUCAGCAGACAGUGAGUGAUGGAUGAGAAGCUUAUUCCCCACUUUGUCACCAAAGCUGACUCAGGCUGUCACCCUCGGCCCAGAUCAUCCUAGGCAGCACAGCUUUCUUCAGAAUUCCCAGACUGAAGCCAGCACAACAGCUGACAAAACAGAAACAGCUGACAGACCCUUUACUGUCCUCAGAUGGACUUGGCCUUAGAGAAGUGGUAAAGCACUUUGGCAGGUUUGAAAAUAUUUGCAAGAAGCCUACAUUUUAGUUCAUAUCCUCCCGCCGUGUCAGUGGGCCCACACAGGUUAGCUCACUGACCCUUCUGGCCGUCAGUAUAGUAGGGAUCUCAUGGCACCCUCGGGGACUUUUUAGAGAAAUUUUAGAAUUGCUAUUCAGUGUUUGCAGCAGAGCAACACAGUUCAGUUUAAACAUGUUCAUGGGUAACCCUCCAUUUUUUGCCACCCCACUGCCAACAUGAAUGUGGAAUAUUGGCAACAGCACACGUUGUCCUACUGCCCUGGAGACCACGGAGCACGUCCAGUCACCAAAGAAUGUUAACUGGAAGGUCAGGUUUAUCACGAACAUGCUUACAAGUGCAUACAUGUGUAUUUGGAGAGCAUCCUAACUGCAUUCCAGCAAAUACUUUAAGUGAUUUCAGUCAAAACUGGAAAAUAACAAUAUGUAUUUUUUUUUUCCGGGUUCAAACCUCAAUAACUUGCUCAUUCAGCAAUCUUUCUAGGCUAUGGGCUAUGUUAAUUUGUAAAGUGACUCAGUCUGCAUGGUAAUAAGCAGGUCCACAUAUUUUUCCCAUUCACCCUUUCUUGCAGUAUCUGAGGAAACAAAUGCCUCAUUGCAAACGGUUUCUACCUGAAAUCUUUAAUACGUGGCCUGUAAUUCAAAAAGUUGCACAUGUUUACAAAAGAGCUCUUAUGCUCCAUGGAAACACAUUGCUUUUGUGAAUCAUUAUUGGGAAAGGUCACAAUCUAAUUGUCACGAGGUGGCAAUCUCAGAUCUAAAAGGUGCUGUCUUCAGUCAAAUGAAACCUGUCAUUGGAGAUAACAACACAGCUGUAGUGUUUAACAGAGCUUAAGCCAACUACUAAGAUAAGGCUUUGACACAAAGUUUAUAGAAUCACAGAAACUCAUUACAGUUACCUCUCUACAUUAUCCUAUGAGAAAACGUGUUAAUUUGAUACGAGUAGGAGGAGGCGUUUAGGAAAGGGUUUAGGAUCUACCAGAAGUACUUAACCUCAACUAACCAAUAGUAAUGCAGACUUGCUUUAAAGAACCAAAGGCACUGCCAAAUAUUUGCCAAAAGGAGGCCCUUUCUAUUUAAAAUGUGAGACUAAUGAGAUCUCAAAGUUCAGUCCCAAAAAGGUAUUAUAUACAUUUAAAGUUAUAAUUUUCACAGAGAUGUAGAUAUUUCUCUAUUGUUUUCCUGUAAAAUAGUAUAGAUUUUCUUUGUUGGUUUAAGGCCAAUACACAAUAGUAAUGCAAAGUUUUUUCCUUUCUACAUAGAAAUUAGUUUUCUUGCUUGCAGUAGAAAUGCUGAACGUGAUAGGUGUUUCUCUUCUUAUUUUCAUUUGUCACAUUAUGUCUUAGCAUCUCACUUUAUGAAAAAAAGGAGAAAGAUACCAAUCCACAGAGCCCUGCUCUCUGAAACACUCGUUCACUAAACAAAACCUUAUGGCAGUCGGGGGUCCCUUCAUGUCUUGCCUUGAUGUUUUAUGAAAAGAAAAACCAUGAUGCCUUUGUAUUUGCUGUUUGCACCCCUGAAGUCAAUUCCAUAUCAUGUUUGAAUGCCAUACAUUUUGCACAUGUACUGUACAUAGGUAAUGCAUACUGUAUUUUUAUAUGUGUACACAUUUAUCAUCAGAUCUUUUGUACAUAGUGGCAGUAUUGUAGCUGAUCGGGAUAUGUUUGAUAUGUCAGCAAUUUUGCAUUUUUGUGUCUCAAAUAAAAAACAUUUUGACAUACCAUGA
Choloepus didactylus (southern two-toed sloth) is the source of this 9225-nucleotide messenger RNA. RefSeq names its product myocardin related transcription factor B (gene MRTFB). The record is from RefSeq and is a predicted model, not a curated record. Bases 653 to 3910 code for a protein of 1085 amino acids. The transcript has 18 exons. Gene Ontology annotation, biological process: smooth muscle cell differentiation. NCBI's taxonomy places the organism in Eukaryota, Metazoa, Chordata, Mammalia, Pilosa, Megalonychidae.